AUGAGCAAGGGAGGCAGAGUGAAAGUCUUUAGCGACGACUUCGCAGAAGACAGCCACAACAAAACUGUGCGCGCCCUCCCAUCAACAUGGUAUACAUCACCGGACAUGUUUGAGCUUGAGAAGCGUGCCGUUUUCUCCAAGAAAUGGCUGCUUCUAACCCACCAGAACAGGCUGGCUUCACCGGGUGAUUGGCUCAAAUUUGAUGUCACAGGCUAUGAAUUUGUGGUGGCCCGUGACCGCAAACGAAACAUCAACGCAUUCCACAACGUUUGCCGCCACCGUGCCUUUCCCGUCGUUCAAGGAGGCCAAGCAGGCAAUUCCUCGAUCUUUGCCUGCAAGUACCAUGGUUGGUCCUACGGGCUGAGUGGAAAUCUAGCAAAGGCCCCUAGCUACGACCAGCUGGAAGGAUUCGACAAGAGUCAGAACGGGUUGUUUAAGAUUCACUCCAAGGUCGAUGCUUACGGAUUUAUUUGGGUCAACCUCGAUAGUUCAGAUGAACCGGAACCGUGGACUAAUUACUUCAACAACAUUGACAAACAAGAACGACUGGAAACUGUCAACUUCGAGGACUACGUCCUAGAUAACGAAUAUGAAAUGAGGGGAAACUACAAUUGGAAGAUACUGGCCGACAACUUCAACGAGUGCUACCAUUGUCCUUCUACCCACCCGGACCUCCCCACUCUAGCAGAUCUUGAGAAGACAAAGGUUGACACGAGCAAGGGCUGGAUCAAGCAUUCCAGUGUAUUGACCGAGGAGCAAAAGAAGGAUGGUCUUGGACUUGCAAGCACCUAUUUCUACCCCAACGCUUCCGUGGUUGUUCUGCCUCAUUUCAUGAUGAUUCAAAGGUUCAUUCCCACCGGGCCCUCUUCCUCGGGUAUGCACUAUCAGAUUUUUCGAAACAAGAAUUCUUCGGAGGCAGACUUUCGCUUGAUUGCGGACCUGUACCGCCGAGUUGUCUCGGAAGACAAGGAUCUUUGCGAGGGCGCUCAGAAAAAUCUAAAUGCUGGCAUCUUCGUUAGCGGAGAGUUGCAUCCUAGAUUAGAGCAUGGACCUUUGUCUUUCCAGGAAGGACAUAGAGAGGCAAUCAGAGCUCACGUCAAGCAGGAGAAGGCGCUCGGCCGCCAAAUUUGGCCUGCCCGCCAGAGGUUACCUGCUUCGGCAACUAACAAUAUCGAGGAUGAGGAAUUGUGUUCGGGCUUGGCGUGUGGGGAGCAACAGGAGGUGCUUGCCUGGUAG
Molecule: messenger RNA, 1236 nt
Organism: Clonostachys rhizophaga
Lineage: Eukaryota; Fungi; Ascomycota; Sordariomycetes; Hypocreales; Bionectriaceae
Source: the annotation of a GenBank genome assembly